GUCGAAUCUGCUUCAUUCAUGUAAAUGCAGCCCAUAUGUCUCAGUCCGGCUCGGAUUGGUUCAGUUACAUGACUGACCGGAGAGGUUAGUGAACUGUUUAGCGGAUAAACAGGAGGAGAUGCUGAUGGUCAGGUGCAUUGUGGGUGACCUGCGUAGAGGACUUUUGAGAUGGAUGUCCCAGCAGAGGCGUCCUCUUUCUGCCUAUCCUCAGGGUCCAAACAUGCUCUUCUCCAAGUCACCACAGGCCUCAGACUGUCAACAUGUCAGACUGUAUGGAGGUCAUGGUCGUCUUCCUCUGCUGACACAGAGGGGCUUUUCGUCUCAGGGUCAGAACCCAUCUCUUAAGGCGGCUAAAGUGAAGCUGCGCACUCGUCUGUUGGUGACGCUGUUGUUUGGUGGCAGUCUGCUGGGCUGCUGCUGGUAUGUUUACCUGGAGAAGGAACAGAAGCUGCGAAGACAUCGUAUUGAGCAGCUGAAGAAGGUGGCUUUGGGUCAGGGCACCUUCAGCCUCUUGGACCACACAGGAAGGCGCAGGACCAAGCAGGACUUCCUGGGCAGCUGGGUGCUGCUGUAUUUCGGCUUCACCCACUGCCCUGACAUCUGUCCAGAUGAGCUGGAAAAGAUGAGCGCCGUAGUGGCCACUCUAGACCAGGACCCAGCACUGCCUCAGGUACAGCCCCUGUUCAUCACCGUAGACCCAGAGAGGGAUGAUGUGCCGGCCUUGGCCCACUAUGUCAAAGACUUUCACCCCCGCCUGAUCGGACUCACAGGUACGGCCGAGGAGGUGAAGCACGCAGGGCGGGACUACAGAGUGUAUGCCACUCCUGGUCCUAAGGACGAGGACGGAGACUACAUUGUGGAUCACACCAUCCUGAUCUACUUGAUCAGUCCAGAUGGACUGUUUUUGGAUUAUUACAACAGGAUGAAGGACCAGGAGCACAUCACAGAGAGCAUCAGAAACCACAUCAAGACCUACAAACUCUGACUAAACCCUUCACUACAAGACAUAAAAACCAAAUACUAGCGUUUGAGUUUGGACUUCUGAAACCUGGAGGCAUUUAGAAAGUUUGUUCAGAAAAUAAAACCACAAGUGUUCAUGUGAACCAACAAAACAAAAGUUUCACAUCUUUUUGAAUAAAAAUUUAUAUUAUAAAUUCUAAUAAUCAGUUUCAUUUCAUUGUACAUAUGUAGUGACAAUAAAGGCAUUAUAUUCUAUUCUAUGUUCAGCAUCUGUUAUGAAACCUGAUUUUGUCAUUUUCACCACCACAAAAAAGUUGUUUCAGUGUGAGGUGUUCAAUUUGGUGAAAAGACUUUAAUACUGAGAAGAGUCCGUUACCAGAGAGCUGACCAAGUGAUUAAACCAUUAAGAACUACAGUGGUUACUCACCACAGGGCACAGAAUAAAACCAGUGCAUUUUUUGAGUGGCUGUUUUCUGUAACAAUGUAGUGUCCACAUUAAGACAGUGUUCAUGCUGUCAGAUCUGUAUCUGAUGGUCAGUAUACUGUGAAUGCUUUAAUAUCAAAUCCGGUUUGGUUAAGUAUUAGUCUUGAGAUCUUUUGUCACUUUAGCUUUUCUCUGCUACUUGUUUUUCAGGACAAAUGUGUAUAUGAUUGUCAUAUUUUUACUGUCAUCAAUUAAUAGUCGUUCUGCCUGUUGGUUAGUCAUGGUGAAUCCUUAACAUACUCAGAGCUGCUUGAACUAACUCAACUUAGUUAACUCAGAGUUCAGGAUUGACCUCAGACUUGAACAAUCUUUCUCAAGCAGACCCUUGAGCUUUUAUUCAUCCACAUAUUUGGCAAUUUAUUUGUAAUCAAUAACAUAACACCUUUCAAAACAUUUGAAAUUGUACAUUUAUUUUGAUAUCAAUUUGAUGGUUCUGACACACUUCAUAACUUCAGUUGUGAAAAGUUCUCUGCAAACACCGAUGGUGAGGAUUCUAAUAUUAAACAGAACUGAAGAUUUCAUAGUUGUCAUAUGAACUAAUGACUCACCCAUUAUUUGUUCAAAGCACAAAUUCAACAAAAACUUGUUUUAUUACCAUUAUUAAUGACUCAUAGAACAAAACACUCCACCAUAACUCCGACUGUUCUUUUAUCAUAAGACAGGAGCUAAGAGGACAUUUACAAUUUUUAACCCAUCA
Molecule: messenger RNA, 2141 nt
Organism: Sphaeramia orbicularis (orbiculate cardinalfish)
Lineage: Eukaryota; Metazoa; Chordata; Actinopteri; Kurtiformes; Apogonidae
Gene: sco2
Product: synthesis of cytochrome C oxidase 2
Exons: 2
Coding region: 119-985 (288 amino acids)
Biological process (GO): mitochondrial respiratory chain complex IV assembly
Source: RefSeq, a predicted model, not a curated record